Molecule: messenger RNA, 3288 nt
Organism: Uloborus diversus
Lineage: Eukaryota; Metazoa; Arthropoda; Arachnida; Araneae; Uloboridae
Gene: Tudor-SN
Product: staphylococcal nuclease domain-containing protein 1-like
Exons: 18
Coding region: 314-2977 (887 amino acids)
Biological process (GO): mRNA catabolic process; regulatory ncRNA-mediated gene silencing
Cellular component (GO): nucleus; RISC complex; cytosol
Molecular function (GO): RNA binding; nuclease activity
Source: RefSeq, a predicted model, not a curated record
CUUCAAGCCAGUGCUUCAACACGGCAAUAUACGCCACAUCAUCUGUUCGGCUUGCUAACUUGUGGGGCAGGUAGCAACGACUUUGCGUACCAAGUAUUUAUGGUCAAUUUGUUUGUUCUGUGAUUUAUGUCAAAUAAAUUAAUUCUUAAAUGAUGUAUUUGAAUGAAAUCUCAUAAACUAGAUCUCGGUAGUUUUUCUUAUUGGUCUAGAAUCACUUGCUUGUUUAAUUUUGCUGCGCUAAUCAUUCCGACUAUCAGAAACGUGUUCACAGGUUUUAAAUCCCCCAGAAUUUGAAAAAUUGAAAAUUUUUACCAUGGCUUCUCAACAACAACCUCCUCAACGACAGAGCGGUUACGCAAUCGUGAAACAGGUACAAUCUGGAGAUACUGUUAUCCUACGGGGACAGCCGAGAGGUGGCAAGCCAAAAGAGAAAACUCUUGGUUUAUCUAGUAUUAUUGCUCCCAAAUUGGCACGUCGACCAAAUGCAAGUGGAGAAGGUGCUACCAAAGAUGAACCCUAUGCCUGGGAAGCUAGAGAGUUUUUGCGGAAGAAGUUAAUUGGCAAAGAUGUCUACUUUGUCAUAGAAAGUACUCCUAAUGCGGCUAAAGAAUAUGGAUAUAUCUAUAUUGGAAAAGAUACAACUGGAGAAAAUAUUAGUGAAUCACUUGUUGCUGAAGGUCUUGUUGAUGUACGGCAUGCAGCUGUCAAAUCUGAGUCUCAUCAGCGUUUAUGUGAGCUUGAAGAUGCUGCAAAAGCUGCCGGAAAGGGUAAACAUGGGCCUAAUGCCAGCGAGCAUGUUCGUGAUAUUGUUUGGACCAUUGAAGCUCCCCGUAAUUUCAUGGAUUCUCUGCAUCAAAAACCUGUAAAAGCGGUUGUAGAGCAUGUGAGAGACGGCAGUACUAUGAGAGUUGUACUCCUUCCCGGUGUAUACAAUGAGUACUAUUACAUUACUGUUAUGCUGUCUGGAAUUAGGUGUCCUUCCUUUCGCGGAGAAGAGCAGUUUGCUGAGCCUUUUGCAGAAGAAGCAAAAUUUUUCACAGAAUGUCGAUUGCUUCAGCGUGAUGUAGAAGUAAUUCUAGAAAGUGUGUCAAAUCAGAACUUUCUGGGAACAAUAAUCCAUCCAAAUGGUAACAUUACAGAGCUCCUUCUUAGUGAAGGAUUUGGAAAGUGUGUUGACUGGAGUUUACAAUGUGCUACUUCUGGUGUUGAAAAGCUCAGAGCUGCAGAAAAGUAUGCAAAAGAGAGACGUGUGCGCCUUUGGAAAGAUUAUACUCCAAGUGGACCAGUUAUUGAUGCCAAAGAGAAAGAAUUUAGUGGAAAAGUUGUAGAAGUAGUCAAUGGUGAUGCUUUAGUCAUAAAGCUUUCUGAUGGUUCAACAAAAAAAGUAUUUUUGGCUAGCAUCAGGCCACCAAGGUUACCCGAUACAAACCCUGAUGCUACGAAAGCUCGAAUUCGUCCUCUUUAUGAAAUACCAUACAUGUUUGAAGCCAGAGAAUUUCUGAGAAAAAAAUUAAUAGGAAAGAAAGUGAAUGUAGUUGUUGAUUACAAACAGCCACCAAACAAUAACUUUGCUGAGAAAACAUGUUGCACUGUAACUAUCGGAGGAGUAAAUGUUGCUGAAGCUUUAGUUAGUAAAGGCUUAGCAACAGUAGUCAGGUAUCGUGCUGAUGACGAUCAGAGGUCUGCCCAUUAUGAUGAGCUUCUUGCCGCAGAAACUAAAGCUAUGAAGUCUUCAAAAGGAGUUCACAGCAAAAAGGAUGCCCCCGUACAUCGUGUUGUCGAUCUAUCUGGGGACCUCCAAAAAUCCAAACAGUUCUUGCCUUUCCUCCAAAGAGCUGGCAGAAUGGAAGCUGUGGUGGAGUUUGUUGCAUCUGGGUCUAGGUUGCGUGUGUUUGUGCCAAGAGAAAACUGCCUUAUCACCUUUCUCCUCGGAGGUAUAAAUUGUGUUAGAGCUUCCCGUGAAACGAGAACUGGUGUUGUGAAUGGGGAUCCAUUUGGUGAUGAGGCCUUAGCUUUCACAAAAGAGCUUUGCAUGCAAAAAGAGGUUCAAAUUGAAGUAGAGUCCAUGGACAAAGCUGGUAACUUCAUUGGUUGGCUAUGGAUAGACAAUAUGCAUUUAUCAGAAGCAUUGGUGCGUGAAGGUUUUGCAGAAAUUCACUCUACAGCAGCAAGAAGCCCACACUAUAGAGCAUUACAAGUUGCCGAAGAAGAAGCCAAAAAGAAAAAAUUAAGGCUAUGGGAAAAAGAUGAGCCAGUUGAAUUUGUAACUAAAACAGAAGAAUUAUCUGAUCGUGUCAUCAAUUACAAACAAGUCAUGGUUACAGAAGUACGGUUUGAUUUAACUUUCUAUGCACAGCAUGUAGAUGAAGGUCCAAAGUUAGAUGAAAUGAUGAAACAGUUACGCCAAGAAUUUGCUUCCAAUGCUCCUCUAGUAGGCGCUUAUACUCCAAGGAAAGGUGAACUUUGUGCUGCCUUGUUUUCUGAAGACCAGUUAUGGUACAGAGCUAGGAUAGAUAAAGUUCAAGGCAGUCAAGUCCACGUAACUUUUGUCGAUUUCGGCAAUAAAGAAGUCACAACAUCCGUUAACUUAACAAGUCUACCAUCUACAUAUCAUUCCCUUCCAUAUUAUGCUCAUGAGUAUUCGUUAGCAUUUGUAAAAGCUCCACAAGACACUGAAAGUGCUGCAGAUGCCCAGGAAUUCUUCUUCGAUGCCACUAAUAAUCGAAUGUUAAAACUAAAUGUUGAAUAUAAAGUGGGCCCUUUAUCUUACGUUACUUUACUUAGUCCUGAUGAAUCUGAAGAUAUAGGGAAAGACAUGAUUGCUCAAGGUUACGCAUUCUUUGAAAGAAAGAAGGAAAAAAGGUUUCAAAAGCUUAUGAGUGACUAUGCAGCAGCGCAAGACUCAGCGAAAAAAGCAAGAAAAAAUCUUUGGAUUUAUGGAGAUAUCACAGAAGAUGAUGCUAAAGAAUUUGGAUGAAUAUUUUUUUAUUUAUUCUGCUGGCAGUACCACCUAGAAAGAUGUGGUCCAAAAUGUAUUUACUGUGAUGGCUGUGCCUAAAAAUGUCUGGAAAGAAAAUUGAAUCAUAUUGAAUAUGAAUUUUGAAAAUUCACCUUUUUAAACUCUGUACAAAUCUGUAAGACUCGAAACUCUCUACCAGUUUUUAUGUUAGGGCCAUUUUUUCCUGGUGGUGUGAAAAACAGGUCUUCUUCCUGUGGUACUAGUUUAACUAGUAUCAAUUAUGUAAAAAGCAUGCAUUAAGUUUUACAAUAAAAACUUAAAGAUUUGGA